Messenger RNA from Colletotrichum phormii, 1317 nucleotides. Its product is annotated as methyltransferase. The coding region runs from base 1 to 1317 and encodes 438 amino acids. Lineage: Eukaryota; Fungi; Ascomycota; Sordariomycetes; Glomerellales; Glomerellaceae. Gene Ontology annotation, molecular function: methyltransferase activity. The transcript is spliced from 3 exons. The record is from RefSeq and is a predicted model, not a curated record.
AUGACGGACGCGACAGCAUCGGUGCCAGCAAAGAAGGAGAAGCCGUCCAGGCUGGAUCGGCAGCCCGACGACCCCGCGGCGGCCAAGCCAGACACUAGCGAGUUCGCGGAAAAGAGUCAAGCAGCGCCCGAUUUUGCAUCUGCCAACCGCAACGCAUAUGAGGCGAAUCAACACCUGCCUCGCGAUGCAUUCCCUGCGUUGAGGUCGCCUUUGACGCAUCCUAAUGGCGUCCCGAUUUUCCCAGAUCUGUCGGCCGAGCAGGAGGUCACAGAAUCGUCAGAAGCCACAACGCAAGCCGAAAGCUCCAUCGUGGCAGACAGUGACGACAUGGCCUCGAUUUUCGACGGAACAGAAUCGGAUGGAGGAUACGGAAGCGACAGUGCGACAAACGCCAGUACUUCCGUCACGUCAUCAGUUCGAGAUUACAUGUACGAGAAUGGGCGACGCUAUCACCGCUUCCGAGAAGGACUGUACAACUUCCCCAACGACGAAGUAGAGCAGGAGCGUGAAGACAUGAAGCACGCCAUGGUGAAGCUCCUGUGCAAUCAAAAGCUUCAUUUUGCGCCCAUUGGCGAAUGGCCGCAGCAAAUCCUUGAUAUCGGGACGGGGACAGGCGCGUGGGCCAUUGAGAUGGGCGACCAGUUUCAGAGUGCAACAGUGCUAGGAGUCGAUCUCAGCCCCAUUCAACCAGACUGGGUACCGCCAAAUGUCAAAUUUGAAGUCGAUGAUGUAGAAAGUUCGUGGUUGUAUCCGAGGAACCAUUUUGACUAUAUCCAUUCUCGACACACGGUCAUGGCCAUCAAGAACUGGAGGAAUAUGUUCCACAGGGCAUAUGAGCAUCUGAAGCCUGGCGGCUGGAUCGAGUUGCAAGAGAUUCAUCAUUUCCCAUCAUCGGCAUAUAACGCCAUGCCGCCUUCACACCCAGUGGCACAAUAUUGGAGUUUCGUAACCCAAGGGCUCACGAGCCUCGGCAUCGAUUUCAAUGCUGCCGCAGGGGAUCGGUUGCCCAACAUGAUGCGCGAGGCUGGGUUCGUCAACGUGACGGAGAAGAUUUUCCACGUGCCGCUUGGUACAUGGCCGCGAAACAGGGUGCUCAAGACAGUAGGCAUGUACUGGAGGACGAUUCUCCUCGACGGACUGCAGGCCAUUGCUCUCGGCCCGCUGACUAGAGGACUGCUGUGGACACCAGAGCAGAUUGAAAUGUUUCUCGUCAGCGUGCGGCGGGCGUAUCACGAUAAUGCGGCGUUGAUGUACAUGCCAUUGAGGAUCAUGUAUGCGCAGAAGCCGGCGUAUGGGGAUUUCCCUAGGUAUUUGUAG